GCAUUGGCCUUCCGUCUCCCGCGACGGCAGGUCGUGACCGCGUCCACGAUGCAAUUUUCCGAUAUCUCCAACUCUCUUCUUUCCUAGUACUAGUUAACGAUACGUAUCAUGUAUUUUCUAUAGGAAAUUUGGUGCUCAAUAAUAGGGAAUAAAGAAAUAUUUUUUAUAUUUGAACUUUGUUAUGAGUUGGUAGAUUAGGGUUGUAAUUUUGCUGAGAAAAGUGGGACCCAAGGCACCAUGAAUUUCUUAGGCGCAGUUGGUGGUGAUGGAGACGACAGCGAUGAUAAGGAAAAGGAAGAGGAAGCAGAACGCGAGCGGCAAGAGGCCAUCCGCGAGGCGGAGGAAAGACGCAAGGAGAAGCACCGCAAGAUGGAGGAAGAGAGGGAGAAAAUGAGACAGGAGAUCAGGGAUAAGUAUAAAAUUCCCAAGAAGGAGGAGAUGGUGGAACAGCAGCAAGCGGAACCGGACAACCCCCUGAUGAGGAAGAAGAAGACCCCGGAGGAGCUGGCUGCUGAGGCGGAGCUGGAGGACCAGGACGAGUUCACGAAAUUGAAAAACACCAUCGAAACGCAAGUGAACGAGCUGAAAUCGCAAAUCGAAAGCAAAUGCGUGAUGCAGUGAGCGCGCUUGGCUCCACACCACUUAGAUACAUCCCCACAUACAAUAACCCCCCAGACCCACUCAUACGCUCAAACAUUUUUGUAGGAGAGAUUCGAAUUCUAAAUUUUUUCGGAAACUAGUUGGCUAGUGGCGCGUUGGUGCUUGAUAAUGAGCAAUAAUAUUUUUAUACAUUCAUAAAAUAAUGGAGAGCCUCGACAAAACCGACAAGAACGUGCGUCAGGUCAAAAAGUCAUCGCUGCCGGCGAUCAGACAUUAGGAUAACCUGUUUUAUAUGUUAACGCUUGUGAUAUAUUGUUAUUUAAGUGUAAAGAAGAAAAUUUUUAAUACAAACGAUAUUCAUAGCGCGAAUAAUUUAAGAAGUCUUGCACGCGUGUAGUUCGACUGCAUCUUUUCCUUCCUCUUCGAGACUGCGGACUUACAUUAAAAUAACAAUGUAUUCGAUGGUAAUAUUUGUUUUCAUCCAAAUUCCCCUCGGCUUGGUGCGAUGGUGCCGCUUGCUCUCUCGUAUCUGUCAGCUCUUCGACUUCGCCUCUAAAUCUUUUGCAUGCUCGCUUACGCAAUGUGUUUGGGUAUCGUGUCGACGUAUUCUUUUAGGUUAACGUACCUUAAUCGACCUAGCCUUAAUGUCCACAUCGAAAUUAAAAUAGGUAACAAAGUUGUUGUUGGCGAUCGGUCGCGUCGCGGUCGAUUCCGUUGUCAUUCGGUUCUUGCAUGUCUAAUAUAAGGUGAAUAUUCGUUUAGCGUGUAAUUGUAGAUAUCAACCUGUGGUUGUUCCGUUCAGCAGUUAACGUAGUGGACUAACCUAACGUUUAUCGAUGUUUUAUGCUUAGAGUAAAGUUAAUGUUGUGCGAGCAAAGUAUUCGAGCGAUUUGUGUUGGAAGAGAUGCGGAUGCGCCGGUUAUAGGCACCGUAAUGUUGCGGUAUCUAGUGCGAACCUGGUUAUAUCGCGGCGAGGAUUGCCAAAAUGUUAUGGAAAGGAAUUGUUCGAACAUUUGACUCCACUUAAGCUGCAAAUGCAAAAGAUUUGUUAUCGUCAAAAGCUGUGAUAUAAGAAUAAAACAAUCUAUCGCUGUGCGCCUGACGCGGCCCGUCCGCUCGCGCCCUAACAUUCUCUCGCGUUAGCUUCGAACUUCCCUUUUGAUCUAUCACUAUUAGAACUUUAAACAUCAUCAACAUCAUCUGAUCUGUCACGUUCUUCUUCGAAUACCUAAUUAACAUCGUUUAUCUCAAAGCUAUCUGCCCCUUUCCACUGUUUACGAUCGUUAUUAUCACUGCAUAGUUUUGUUGAACUUUCCCGUCAAUUAAAUCAACCAUUGCAAAAUCUUAUCCUACAAAUUCUAUUCAAUAUACACCCCAAAUGUAAAUAUGAAUCGAUAAUUUCUGAUUAUGUAUAAAAUGCUAUAUUUUCAGAUAAAUUCCAUAUAUUUCUCGCAUAUUAUUGCACAUCUAUAUAUUUUCAUAGCUUUCUUCAAUAAUCCUCGCUAAGCAUUUCUAGUUAAUCAUCGACUCACAUCUUCUAUCAUUGCGGUUGGUCUUCAUCGACCAAUCUCUUCGUUAUUUACAACUUCACAAUCUAUUAAUUAAGGUAUUAACGUUAAAACUUCACAGUGUACGUGUGUUAGGCUAGGUUUAACGUAUAUUAUAUAGUUCUAUGUAUGCGCAUGACAGUUCUAGCUAAACGGUUGUUCGUAGAUAUUUGGGAUAUACAAUAAUAGUAAUGAGGUUCAAAUCACACCUGUUAAAAUUUGUAAUCAUUUUGGCGUGACCAAUUUUACAAUAAAAUUUUGAAAACCCUGGGCUGGAGCGGUAUACUUCAACUGUAAAAUCGAAUCCUGUAUCAACUAUUCUGGAAAAGAUUCAAAAACCGAACGGUUGUAAUAAAAUGUAUUAUCAACAUUCCAAACGUAUUUUAUAUUGAAAUACAAUCCAUGCCAUUCCCAGCCUCAACAAUGAGCUCCGCCCUCAAAAUAUUCACCCAAUCCCGUUUCUACCUUUUCGCUAUCCCUUCUUCCCUUCCUCUGUCUUUCUAUCUCUGUAGGUCUAACUAUAAUCUUCGUUGUUGGCUCUCACUACGUAGAAAUAGUUGUUUAGAAAAUUAUUUUGAUACGUAGCGAGAUUUAGAUGUAACUUAGUGUAUAAAUAAAUUCGCUAACUGUCACUAAUUUCAAAAACAUCGCCUCUUCGGUCCUAAUGAUUGCAUGAUACUGUGUAAGCUCUUAAAGUGUGUUGCGUGUCGUUUUCUCUUCAUUUGUCUUUCCCGUCACAGGCUCUGGGCCUCCAGAACCAUACGUAGAUGCUUCUCGAGCCACUGUUUGUAUGUAAGCUUUAGGUGUUUGUAUAGUAUUACGAUUAACAUAAGGUUUAAAAUUGCUUCGAUGCGCAAUACGCGAAGGAAUUUGGGUGAUAUCAAAUGGUUGUCACAUGUUUAAUUUAAUAGAAUUACGAGUGUACUUACCGAACAUAAGUAUGUAUAUAUUUGCCACUAUCAUGAACUCACACCCAAAAGUCUUUCAAUUUACUAGAGAGGUUAUGAAAAUUUCAUUUCUUAUUAUAUAAAAUGAGGUUUAUACAAGGUAGACGAGUAGCGUAGAAAUAAUUGUAAAUUAUUUGAUAAAACCAUUGUAAAUCUUAUUUGAUACACCUGUAGAAUAACUUUUAAGAUCCUAAGCGACUCGACCAAUUUCUGGAUUCUCCUUGAACAAAAUCAGUUGAGCGAUCGAUCUUAUGACUUGUGUACUCAGGGUAAAUUAUAUAAUGUGUUUAUUGUUGUCUUGUAUACUUGUAUCAGUUUAGAUUCUUUAUAGAAAGUAUGACUUUUUGGCCUGCGAUGGCAAUUCUAUUCUUCUCUUUCUGUAUUCAAUUUAUCUAUCUCUUCUAUCAAAUUGCACUUCUUUAUUGUAUUGGUAGUUUUUUGACUCUCACAGCUUCAAGCCAACCCUACAACUCUCUAACAGACAAUCUUGUGUGGAGCAAUGUGGCUGCCAUAGAUUGAUUAGUGCGAUAUCUUUUCCAGUGAUAAAAUUGACUGACACUCUCAACAUGAUUGACGAAAUUUACAAAAUUUUUAAAAUUUUGUUAAUCUGAAAUGAGACUUUAAAAAUUUAAACAUCAAAACAUACCACUGUCCUAUUAUGACUAUUUCAUUCUUUUCUGCCACAUAUUCUUACUUCCUUAACGACAUGCGCGUGUGGACUUCACAACGGGUCUAAUAUUGUUACGAGUUCUAGUAAAACCAAUUGGACGCAUUGAGAUACUGUGAGAACGAUUUUUUCAUCUACAAUAAUGCUGUUACUUCUAAAUUUAUGGGAAUAAACUACAGGUGUUUGUUCUCACCCAUAAACUAGCAGAUAUAAGUUAACAUGUCCAGUGAUUGUGAAAUGCAAUUUUGCGAAACACUUAGUAAAUAGACGGUCUAGAGACAACGACACUUCGUACCACACUAACACAAGAGCUUCAUACACACAGUAUUAAUUUAUUGUUAGAUAUAUUUAUAUAUAAUGUAGAUGUUUCCAGUAGAAUAGACAUUACUUGAAGCGACGAACUAACGUUCGAGUGUCACAGACUGUGAAUUGUUGCACUUUGGAUAAUAUUUAAAAAAUCGUGUCUUUAUUGUGCGUAUGUUUUUAUUUACGUUAUUUUCAAUUGACUUUUCAUAGAUAUUUUGAUAUGUUACAGGGAGAUAUGUAGAGGAAACGAGCCGUCGCAACCGACUGCCCUUUAAAUUUUACUCUACCGAUUGUUACAACUUGUGCCGACUUCUUUCCUCUGCGUACUUCAUCUUUGUUCAGAUAGGAUAGUCAUUUGGCCAAUUUAAGAUCACUUAGUGCGUUAGCUUUUAAUAUUAGUGACAUCUAGUGUUAAAAUUGCAAGUUUACUGAAAUUAAAACUAAAUAUUUAAAAAGUUGUGUAUAACAAAAAUGUAAUUGAAAUUAAAUCGUAAUCCAUUAAACCGAUAUGAACGUGGUUCAUACGCAUGUUGUAUUGUUAUUAAAGAGAAGUUAGUAGUUUAUCCACGAUUACAUUAAACUUAGAAUAAUGGAGGAAAACGAAAAAAGGUUAUUGUUGAAAAUGUUUUUAGGUAAAUAAAUCGGAUUGAGCUUUUGUGAAAACCUUGUUGUUAUUGAUAAGUUAUGAUUCGUUCCCGAGCGGGGCUGCUCGCAGGCUGCCGUGCUGAAUCGGUCCUUACCUCUUAAAUAAUUAGUUUCAAUUUAAACUGUCUUUACUAUCACUUGUGUAGUUUCAUAUAGAAUAGGCUUCUUCGCUACUUAUUGAUUUGUAUCUAACUGUUGCAAUGCAUUGUUAAAUUUAUUUACUCCUAAUUAGUUAUGUAUAAAAGUUUAGAGGUAGCCAUUUUCAUAUUAACUUUACUGUGAGUGUGAAAGUGGUGUGUCUACCAUGUUGUUAAAUAAUAAAUAAACUACAUUGUACCACC
Messenger RNA from Zerene cesonia (dogface butterfly), 5053 nucleotides. RefSeq names its product complexin (gene cpx). The transcript is spliced from 4 exons. Gene Ontology annotation, biological process: synaptic vesicle exocytosis; neurotransmitter transport; regulation of neurotransmitter secretion. Lineage: Eukaryota; Metazoa; Arthropoda; Insecta; Lepidoptera; Pieridae. Gene Ontology annotation, molecular function: syntaxin binding. Gene Ontology annotation, cellular component: terminal bouton; SNARE complex. Bases 238 to 621 code for a protein of 127 amino acids. The record is from RefSeq and is a predicted model, not a curated record.